Messenger RNA from Cynara cardunculus var. scolymus (artichoke), 450 nucleotides. RefSeq names its product calsequestrin-1-like. The coding region runs from base 1 to 450 and encodes 149 amino acids. The record is from RefSeq and is a predicted model, not a curated record. Lineage: Eukaryota; Viridiplantae; Streptophyta; Magnoliopsida; Asterales; Asteraceae. The transcript has a single exon.
AUGACAAAGAGGGGGAAAAAUAAAAAGGAAGAGAAAAUUGCUAUUGAAGAGAAGACUGCUGAUGAAGCUGAUGUUGCUAUCAUCCCUCAUGUAGGUGCUCUCAUCACUGCCGCUGAGGAUGCCAUCACCACUGAAGAAGAUGAUGAUGUUGUGAUCGCUCCUGCUGAUCAUGAAGACCAUCCCUCAACCUAUGCAUUUCCAAAUGAUGGUGAUGAGGAUGAUGAUGAAGACGAUGAUGAAGAUGAGGACACUGAACCUCAACUCCCUGACGUCGGCAAUGAUCUUAGCGAUGAUGAUGAAGAUGAUGACGACGAUGAUGACUUUUGCAUCCAAGGCAUCCCAAGAGAACUAGCACUAAAGGGAAUAUCCAUCCAGGAACCAUCUUCUCAGGAGGGGAAAGACAUUCAACUUCAGGGAACCAGCACUCCAAGGACAAGAGCAAAGGAAUGA